AUGGCUCUCAACCUCUUCACCCGCCUGUUCAGGCUGCCUGCUACGGCGCGCCCCAACUUUUCAGCUCUCAGCACCACUCUUCGCACACCGAUCGCCNNCCCCUCACCACGCGCAUUCAGCACAUCGUCACCAUUCUCGGCUACAUACAACCAAGUCAUGCGCGGCUGCCGUGUCGCUCAAAGAGCACGUAAACCUACUUCGCCGCAGUUGAAAGACAGACCUGAGAUGAAGNNGGGUGUGUGCGUGCGUGUGGGUAUCACCAAGCCCAAGAAGCCCAACUCGGGAGAGCGCAAGGUCGCAAGAGUCAGAUUAAGUCACAAUGUUCAGCAGCACUCUGUAGUCUUGGUCCGUGGCGGUCGUUCGCAAGAUUGCCCUGGUGUCAAGUACCAUCUUGUCAGAGGCGCCUUGGAUCUGGUAUGUUUUUUUCUCGUCUCUUUAGUAACCAUUUUACUGAUGAAAUCUACANNGGGUGGUGUUGGUAACAGAAUCACCUCGCGAUCCAAGUACGGCACCAAGAAGCCCAAGGCUGCCUAA
This is a messenger RNA of Aureobasidium musti, 534 nucleotides long. NCBI's taxonomy places the organism in Eukaryota, Fungi, Ascomycota, Dothideomycetes, Dothideales, Saccotheciaceae. The record is from the annotation of a GenBank genome assembly.